Messenger RNA from Verticillium alfalfae VaMs.102, 1728 nucleotides. RefSeq names its product beta-glucosidase A. The coding region runs from base 1 to 1728 and encodes 575 amino acids. Lineage: Eukaryota; Fungi; Ascomycota; Sordariomycetes; Glomerellales; Plectosphaerellaceae. The transcript is spliced from 5 exons. The record is from RefSeq and is a predicted model, not a curated record. Gene Ontology annotation, molecular function: beta-glucosidase activity. Gene Ontology annotation, biological process: carbohydrate metabolic process.
AUGGUCAACUCGAAGACUUUCCUUCUGUGCUCCGCUACCAUGAUGAUCAAGGCGCAACUCGUUCUGGCUACGCUAGGAGCUGCUCAGCAGGUCUACCUCGACGCCGAGGGCCCAACACCACGACCACAGUGCAAGGCGACGAGGACUCGCGAGCCUGAAUACACCUUUACGCCUUUCAGCCACACUCUCACUGACACUGUGAGGUAUGCGACGUCAGUGCCGCCGGCCACAACGACCGAGACGUACGCCGAGCCGUCCGAGUCGCUGACCAGUCUCGUCACGUCCCUCUCUUACACGACAUGGGGCAAAUGGGAUCCUCGAGAUAACUCUACGGCCACUGCUGCUGAUGACGACUCGUCUGAUCCCUACGGACAGGCGGCGUGGACUGCUCUGUGGCGACACGCCAACCCCCCCAACUUUACCGAGACAUCGAGGGGCCACGCCGACGAAGGCAAGUCCCCGUCGCUCAUGGAUAUUCUAGUCCGAGACGACCGGCCCAAGAGCUAUGUCACCAACGAGAACUACUACUACUACAAGCAAGACAUUGAGCGGGUUGCGGCCAUGGGUGUCUCGCGGUACGCCUUCAGCAUCGCCUGGACCCGCAUCCUCCCCUUCGCGCUCCCCGGCACGCCCGUCAACCAGGCUGGCAUCGACCACUACAACGACGUGAUCAACUUCAUCCUGGAGAAGGGCAUGACGCCCGAGGUGACACUGCUGCACUUUGACACGCCGCUGCAGUUCUUCGGCAGCAACCUCAGCACGGCGGCGGAGCCGGCCGAGAUUGGCUACGUCAACGGGGCGUACCAGAACGAGACGUUCCCGGCGGCGUUUGUCAACUACGCCAAAAUUGUCCUGACGCACUACGCCGACCGCGUGCCCGUCUGGUACACGUACAACGAGCCGCUGCUGUACGCGAACAACGGCAAGUCGAUCGACCACGUGAUCAAGUCGCACGCCGAGGUGUACCACUUUUACAAGGAGCAGAUCAAGGGCACGGGCUUGGUGUCGCUGCGGCUCAACAACAACUUUGGCGUGCCGCGGGACCCGGACAGCGCCGCCGACGUCUACGCCGCCGAGCACUUCAACACGAAACGGGACCCACCCUAUAUCUUACCACCAGCACAUAUCCUACCCAAUCGCCCCUGGCCCAAUCCCCUAGAGUGCAAACUAGACAAGGCCGCUCACUUUACAACAAUUCACUACACGGCGACGGUCGUGGCGCCGCCGACCCCCGGCGACGCCGACAGCGUGCGCGCGUGCGCCGCGGACGCCGGGCACCCGCUGCGCCCCUACUGCGUCAACCAGACGCAGGUCAACCGCUUCGGCUGGAACGUCGGCUACCGCUCGCAGAGCUACGUCUACACGACGCCCGUGUACCUGCGCAGCUACCUCGGCUACGUCUGGAACACGUGGCGCCGGCCCGUCGUCAUCACCGAGUUUGGCUUCCCCGUCUUUGCCGAGACGGACAAGGUCGCGCUCGCCGACCAGCUGUUCGACACGCCGCGGAGCAACUACUACCUGAGCUACCUGACCGAGGUGCUCAAGGCCAUCUGGGAGGACGGCGUGGAUGUGGCGGGGGCGUAUGCCUGGUCUUUUGCGGACAACUGGGAGUUUGGUGACGGGGCGUCGAAUUUCGGCAUCCAGACUGUCAAUAGGACUUCGCAGGUGAGGAACUACAAGAAGAGCUUCUUUGAUCUCGUCGAUUUUGUCAAGGCGCGCGGGGGAUAG